AUGAUCAUCAAAGACUUCAACGACAACGCACCAACUUUUCUAAAUCUACCAUACAGAACAUCACUUAAUGAGAAUCAUCCCACAGGAACUUCGGUCUUCAGUGUCACUGCUAAAGAUCCCGACUCUGGUCCUGGUGGUUCUGUCGUCUACUCCAUAAAUACUGACCAGCAAGAAUACAGCCAGACCUUCUCUAUAGACCCCAACAGUGGGGUCAUCACCCUACUGAGGCCACUAGACUAUGAAACCAGGUCGUUUUAUCAUUUCAACGUGUAUGCCAAGGAUCUAGGGUCCCCACCCUGCCCUGGACCGAACUGCAACUGUAACUUCCCAAGUGACCAUUGCGAGGCUGACGUCGUCGAUCUUUUCUUCACAGUCACAGACAUUGAAGACACGCCCCCAGUGUUUGAAAAUCUGCCAUACAUGGGGGUAGUCAAUGAGAAUGUACAAAUAGGCAUUACAGUAUUGACAGUGAAGGCAGUUGAUGGGGACAGGAGAGUGGCUGUACCCAACCCGGUGUAUUAUAAUAUUAGUGGUGAUACAGGUUUCUCCUCCAAGUUUCUGAUCAACUCCUCAACGGGUGACAUAACAGUCAAUGGUGUUUUAGAUGUGGACCAGGGAGAGGGCCUUGAUCGAGCUGGGAUUUAUCUCUUUACUGUGACGUUGUCCCUCAACGAUAGUAAGUUUUAUUUUGUACUGCUAGUUGUCCCUCAAUGA
Molecule: messenger RNA, 714 nt
Organism: Physella acuta
Lineage: Eukaryota; Metazoa; Mollusca; Gastropoda; Physidae
Product: cadherin-related family member 1-like
Biological process (GO): homophilic cell-cell adhesion
Cellular component (GO): membrane
Molecular function (GO): calcium ion binding
Source: RefSeq, a predicted model, not a curated record